AUGCUUGCUCGCACGGCCCAGCCUGCCCGGACUCUGCUUCGCAGCGCCUCCGUGGCUCCCUCCUUCGCUCGCUCCAUCCCCGCGAGAACUUUCGCGACCGUUCAGUCGGACAUCUUCAAGCCCACCAAGUAUGGCGGCAAGUACACGGUCACUCUGAUUCCCGGUGAUGGUAUCGGUGCUGAGGUCGCCGAGUCGGUCAAGACCAUUUUCAAGGCCGAUAACGUUCCCAUUGAGUGGGAGCAGGUUGAUGUGAGCGGUGUUGACACUGGCAACAAGCACUCCGAGGAGCUCUUCCGCGAGUCGCUCGCUUCCCUCAAGCGCAACAAGCUCGGUCUGAAGGGUAUCCUCCACACCCCCAUUGAGCGCUCCGGCCACCAGUCCUUCAACGUCGCUCUCCGCCAGGAGCUGGACAUCUACGCCUCCAUUUCCUUGAUCAAGAACAUCCCCGGCUACGAGACCCGCCACAAGAAUGUCGACCUGUGCAUCAUCCGUGAGAACACCGAGGGUGAGUACUCUGGUCUCGAGCACCAGUCCGUCCAGGGUGUCGUCGAGUCCCUCAAGAUCAUCACCCGUGCCAAGUCCGAGCGCAUCGCCAAGUUCGCCUUCAGCUUCGCUCUCGCCAACAACCGCAAGAAGAUCACCUGUAUCCACAAGGCCAACAUCAUGAAGCUCGCCGACGGUCUCUUCCGCAGCACCUUCCACAAGGUUGCCGAGGACUACCCUACUCUUGAGGUCAACGACAUGAUUGUCGACAACGCCUCCAUGCAGGCUGUCUCCCGUCCCCAGCAGUUCGACGUCAUGGUCAUGCCCAACCUGUACGGUGGUAUCCUGUCCAACAUCGCCGCCGCUCUCGUCGGUGGCCCCGGUGUCGUUCCCGGCUGCAACAUGGGCCGCGAUGUUGCCGUCUUCGAGCCCGGCUGCCGUCACGUCGGUCUCGACAUCAAGGGCAAGGACCAGGCCAACCCCAGUGCUCUGAUCCUCUCUGGCUCCAUGCUCCUCCGCCACCUCGGUCUCGAUGACCACGCCAACCGCAUCUCCAAGGCUGUCUACGACGUUAUUGGCGAGGGCAAGACUCGCACUCGCGACAUGGGUGGUCAGGCUACCACCCACGAGUUCACUCGUGCCGUUCUGGACAAGAUGGAGUCUUCUCUGUAA
This is a messenger RNA of Penicillium oxalicum, 1155 nucleotides long. Its product is annotated as isocitrate dehydrogenase (NAD(+)) IDH1. The record is from RefSeq and is a predicted model, not a curated record. Gene Ontology annotation, molecular function: magnesium ion binding; isocitrate dehydrogenase (NAD+) activity; NAD binding. Bases 1 to 1155 code for a protein of 384 amino acids. Gene Ontology annotation, cellular component: mitochondrion. NCBI's taxonomy places the organism in Eukaryota, Fungi, Ascomycota, Eurotiomycetes, Eurotiales, Aspergillaceae. Gene Ontology annotation, biological process: tricarboxylic acid cycle; isocitrate metabolic process. The transcript is spliced from 5 exons.